Molecule: messenger RNA, 3432 nt
Organism: Megachile rotundata (alfalfa leafcutting bee)
Lineage: Eukaryota; Metazoa; Arthropoda; Insecta; Hymenoptera; Megachilidae
Product: nose resistant to fluoxetine protein 6
Molecular function (GO): acyltransferase activity, transferring groups other than amino-acyl groups
Source: RefSeq, a predicted model, not a curated record
AUUCUGGGCUAACUGGUUUAAUUAACUGAUAAGAUUCGAAUGUCCUUGCUCUUGGCGAGCACAGUUCAGAAGAAAUUAUAACGUUCAAAGUUUCUUUUCAUGAUUUUACAAUAUUAUUAAAAGCACCUGCCGCAUAAUUUUCUGAGUUUAGAUGCAUUCGAUUUACGACGCAAAGUGCUUCGUCUAAUCGUUUUUAAAGAAUAAGUGGGUCACGCUGAUCCUACUCGAGGAAAGCAUCUUUAAAAUGACUCCGAUAUACUACUUAUUGAUAUUAAGCAGUAUCGUUGGCGCAACGAUAUCGAAGAACGAAUCGAACAUUCUGAGACUCGGUAAAUCUCGAGAAAAAUCAUCGAUUAUCGCCGCCACGCCGAAUUCGAACGAAACCGAUCUCGUAGACGAGAAAGAGGCGUCGAAGGAACGGCGUCCGUUAAUUGGAUUCAGCAAGAACAAUCCGGAACUCGAUUGGAAGAACUAUCUGCAACUGUUCGACGAGAAGGAAGAGGAACACAGAGAUCUGGACGUCGAUUUCAUGAAAGAGAAGCUCGAGAAAACGGCGAACAGCAUCCAAUGGCUGGCGGAUCUUUACGAUCCUCUCAAGUGGGCUAGAUUACCCGGUAAAUUAGACGACGAUUGCAGAAGAGACAUGGAGUUCUUCUUGAAGUCUCUUCAGGAUGGAAAAUUGUGGGCCGCUAAGAUGUCGGACGCAAGCGGUCGAUACUCUUCGCAAUUCUAUUUCGGAAACGGUUUCUGGUUGGGUUCGAGCACUCUUUGCAAGGAACUGAAUGGAACCGAUGGAAAUAUUGAAUCGAACAUCGACGACAGGCCACCUUAUCCGGUGAAAUUCCACGUGGCCAGGAUAGCCCUCAUUUUACCUAAGGAGAUCGAUUUAUCCGAACGACAACUGUUCUUGGGUCUCUGUUUACCAGCUACUUGCGGUCACGUAUCUCUGACCUCGAUGCUAAGAUCCAACGCGUAUCGAGUCGAACUAGAAGGUAAUUCGACUUAUCGAUCUGCGGGACCAAAAAUUCGCGUCGUCUCGGUGAAACCUGUGCCUUCCAGCGAUUACACCGCUUGGAACGAUCCCAAGUUCUAUGUCCUCUCAGGAAUCGGAGGCACGAUACUGUUCCUCAUGGUGUGUGCCACGAUAUACGAGUACAGAACACUGCCGAACAUCGGCGAUGUGGAGUCGUCGAGCGUAUCGAAUAACAACGAGAGGCUCAGCAAUUUUUCCAAUAAAAAUCUGAAUCCAGAGCACGCGACGGGUCAAGAGAACGGCGAAGAGCUGAUCGAGAAAGGAAAAAGUUUGCAGAAGGAUUUGCCCGAUCUGUCGAAAAAGGAGGACAAACGAGGAUUCUGGCUGACGUGUCUGACAGCGUUCAAUCCUAUCGCGAACGGAAGCAAAAUCCUCAGCACAGAGCCUGCGGCCAGAGAUAGUCUGACUUGUUUGCACGGGUUAAGGGUGCUCUCUCUCGGUUGGGUGGUUAUGGUGCACACCUAUCUGCAGGUCUACUCCAUUGCCGAGAACAAGACCCUACGCACGGUGACCGAGAGGAACUUUAUGUUCCAAACGAUCAGCAACGCUACCUUCUCCGUCGACACCUUCUUCUUCAUCAGCGGAUUACUGGUUACGAUCUUGUUCUACCGAUCAUCCGGGAGUUUGAAAAACGACAAGGAAAAUUACACGAAGACUUGCUUCAACAAAUUUGUAAUCAUGAUCGUCUACAGAUUUAUCAGAUUGACGCCGGCGUACCUCUUUGUUCUGGGGAUAAACGAGAUCGCCAUAAAGCACACGAUAUCAAGGACAGUGUUCUCACCAACGAUCAUCGAUCACUUGACCUGCGAGAAAUUCUGGUGGAGAAACGCCCUCUACGUUAGCUCGUUGUAUCCUCGCGAGGAAAUGUGUAUGCUGUGGAGCUGGUACAUGGCAAACGACACGCAGUUUUACGUCCUCGGAAUAUUUUUGCUUCUUCUGUCCAUCAAAUACACGAAGGCGAUCGCUGCCGCUGUUCUACUCGUCAUCGUCUCGUCGUGGUUCACCACCUUUUCUAUCGCCUAUGCCAACGACUACGUUGCCAGGAUCCAAACGCCGUUUGCCCUUUUCGACGAAUUGUACGACAAACCCUGGCUGAGGGCGGGUCCUUACUUUGUCGGCGUAAUCACGGGUUACAUUCUGUUUAAAACGAACUGCAAAUUGAAAUUACCUGUGAUUGCGCGAUUGAUCGGUUGGAUAUUGUCUACGGCCGUAAUGUUUUCGCUGGUUUACGGCCUAUACCCCGGAAAUUUAACGGUGACAGUAAGUUCCGUGUACGUAGCCUUAGGGCACACAGCCUGGGCAAUGGGGGUGUCCUUCAUCGUGAUUCAAUGCUGCACCGGCUCGGCUAAAAUGAUCGACAGCCUGUUGUCACUCAGGCUGAUGUAUCCGCUCUCGCGGUUGACUUACUGCGCUUACUUGGUGCACCCUAUCAUCAUGAUGGUCAACGCAACAAAGAUGGAUGGCCCUUUACACCUUCAUAACGAUAUCGUGUUGAUCCUGUACUUCGGCAAUCUGGUCGCCUCUUAUUUGAUAUCGUUCUGCGUGUCCAUCGCGCUCGAGGCGCCUGUAGUCAAUCUGUUGAAGAUUGCUUUUACCUCGAAGAAAAGGAUCAGGUAGAGAAAGAUCGAACGUGGUGUAUCUCGUGAUCGAUGGUGAAUAAUGGCCUUUAUGAUACCAUUUUCGCAAUAGAUACUCUCCAUUCAGCGAAGGGUAUUAUCGAUUUCGUGCUUUUCUCAGGAAAUAAUCGCGGCCCACUAACAAAGGGAAAUGGUACGGGCCAGAUAUUUUCCGAUGAAACUACAAACCUCCUUUCGUGGUUCCAUUCUCCUCGAUGCUGUUACAUUCGACGAAGCUUCGUAAACUGGAUCUCACGGUUUCUUCUUGUCUGGCUGCGUCGUCGAUGCGUACGCGAUUUCUACCGUUACCGAUGAUUGCAAGACUUCGACUACGAAACGUAAGAUACGCUAUGUUAGAGCUCAGCGAGCGGAAAUUCACUAUAGGACGUAGAUAUACUUUUGACCUAUUAACGAAAAUCAAAUGCAGAUCGAUCCAAAGCCGCAUUUCGAAUUUGUAUUCGCAGCAAAUAGAUACGGUUAAUCGGCCCGAGUUGGCUGCGCGGUAACCAGAGCCUAAUGCUAAUACAAGCACGUGCAUUCCUGCAUUGCCAAUCUAAUUCGCAUGUAGCCUUCUGUAGCUCCUACGAGUACAUCGAUUAAAUUCUAUUCGAAUAUUUCUUCAUACUCGAAUAAAAUUAAUAGGAUAAUGAUUAUAUAAAUUCCCUUUAAAAUUGUAAUUCCAUGUAAUUACUGAAAGGGCAGAAAAUUCAUCGUAAUUUUGCCUCGAAAUUAACGUUUAACAAAAUGCGAUCUACAGUUAUAGAACUAUAAAUUAUAUUAUUA